AGAGGAACGACAUCACACCAAAACGGGACUCAAUUUGUGCAGAAAUCUGAGCAAAAACAUCACAAUCUAGAGACCAUUUGUUACACUUUAACCUUCUGCAUGGAAUAAAAGUAAGGCGUGUACAAACAACUAUGAGCUCCCCUAAAACAUCUGCGUCCUUUGUACUGAUCAGCAUGACAUUGUGGUUUAUUAUGUUCCUGCGCUGCCGCGGUCAACUGCGAGCACAUCUGGGGACUACCCCAAACAUUAAAGACAUUGUGGUUGGAAGGUGCUACAGUUACAUCACACUGGUUAAACCCAGCUUCAGGUACGACUGUGAGGAGAUCUGGAGACAGUUUGAGGAGGUGGUUGUCCGUCAGUCCUCCUGUAAUGUGACAGUGGAGGAUUAUUAUCACAUGUUUUCUGCCAUGCCACAAACCUGGCCCUGUGAUUCGUUACUCUUCUGGAGUAAAACCAGGACACUGAUGCACAGCUAUGCAGCUGUUUUCCGUCACUUCUGGACGCUGGAGGAUACGCUGGUUGGCUACAUGUUCAAUGACCUUAUUUGGUGUGGACAAGAGGAAGACUCCGGUUUUGAUUUCAGUUCUUGUCCGGAGUGGUCGGCAUGCAGGAAUCAUCCGGUGUAUUCCUUAUGGAGGCAAGCCUCAAAAAACUUUGCCGAAAUGGCAUGUGGCAACAUCACUGUCUUACUGAACGGGUCUAUUACCAACGCCUUCAACAGGAAAAGCAUGUUUGGAAGUGUUGAACUGGACAGUUUGAACCCACGCAGAGUGAACUAUGUCAACAUAAAGGUGGUGACCAAUCUGGAGGGACCUUUAAUAGAAUCAUGUAGUGAAGGAUCCAUUGUGGAUCUGAUCCAGAUCCUCCAGUCCAGAGGUUUCCACUGGACUUGCACAGACAAUGACCAGACCCUGAUGAUCCUUCAGUGCAUCCAGAACCCCAAAGAGACAUCCUGCCAAACAUGUGCAAGCAAGCUUCUCACACAGAAAGAGCCUCAAAUUUAACGAAAUCCUCCACAGAUUCAGUAUUUAUUCUAAUAUUGUUGUUUAAAGUUGAAUAAAAUA
Molecule: messenger RNA, 1064 nt
Organism: Plectropomus leopardus (leopard coralgrouper)
Lineage: Eukaryota; Metazoa; Chordata; Actinopteri; Perciformes; Serranidae
Product: ADP-ribosyl cyclase/cyclic ADP-ribose hydrolase 1-like
Biological process (GO): positive regulation of B cell proliferation
Cellular component (GO): plasma membrane
Molecular function (GO): phosphorus-oxygen lyase activity; NAD+ nucleosidase activity, cyclic ADP-ribose generating
Source: RefSeq, a predicted model, not a curated record